Selaginella moellendorffii is the source of this 1301-nucleotide messenger RNA. RefSeq names its product putative RNA-binding protein YlmH. Lineage: Eukaryota; Viridiplantae; Streptophyta; Lycopodiopsida; Selaginellales; Selaginellaceae. The transcript is spliced from 10 exons. The record is from RefSeq and is a predicted model, not a curated record. The coding region runs from base 335 to 1198 and encodes 287 amino acids. Gene Ontology annotation, molecular function: RNA binding.
CCAAUUCCCUGGUCGGGAGACUCGCGGGGAAAGAUUUUGAGCAAGGGCGAUCGUUCUUUCUAUGUUCUUCGAUCGUUUUGCUCGUUUCACGCUUGGGGGAAUACUAGCGGGUUGGUCGGUUCAGUUGGUUGGUCGGUAGGAGGGAGUGUACACUAGGAACAAGAGAGGGAAAAGGAGAAAAUUUUGCUUGGUAGGUAGGAAGGAGGGUGCUAAACUUCCUCCUUUUGUAAUUACCUAUAAUGAAAAGGAAAAAAUGCGUAGAAGCGUUUGAAAAGGCCCAUUUGAAAAUUUCUUUGUGCUUAUAUCGUUCUUUAGAACCCUAAGCUUGGGGGAGAUGAUUCUUCGAUUGUGGUGUUGGCACGCGCACGGGGCACUUGUUCUGGGCGCGCGGCAGCGAUGGCGCGCUCCAGCAGCGGCUAGAUUGUACUGUUCUUGUCAAGCGGAUCUUUCGCGUGUGCUUGAGAAGGCAGACAGAGCUGUCGAGAGGCAAGAGGUUUUGCACACGGAUUUCCUGACACCGCCCGCAUUGCAAGAGUCGCUUGCGUGCGUGAGAAAGCUCGCGGAUGUUGGAGUGGUCGUCUCCGGUGGCUACGCUCAGGCUGAAAGAUGUCGUCUAUCACUUGGCCCUGCCGAUCUGAUAAGAGCUUCCCAAUGCAGCGCCGGUGGAUAUCCUGGAGCAGUAUCAGCAUUGAGUGUUUCUGGCAAGUUCGUCCAUGAUGCAGCCAACCAUGGGGAUUUUCUUGGAGCAGUCCUGGGAACUGGAAUUGUUCGCGAGAAAGUUGGAGACAUUAUCGUUCUGGAUUGUUCUCAAGGUGCGCAAAUCCUAGUCGUCCCGGAGCUCGUCGAGUAUCUUAUCGCCUCUCUCAAGCAGGUGAGAACCAUUUCAGUCCAAUGCAAAGAAAUACCACUCGCCGAGAUAGAAAUCCAUAAACCAAGGGUGAAGGCUUUGAAAUCUGUGGAAGCAUCGUUGAGGCUGGACGCUGUUGCCAGUGCAGGGUUUAAGCUCUCGCGUUCUAAGCUUGCAGACUUGAUAAGCAAAGGGGACGUAAGAUUGAAUUGGAAAGAGGCAACAAAGAGCAACACGAGCUUGAAAUCUGGGGAUGUUAUCUCCCUCGCCGGUAAAGGAAGACUCCAGAUCGGUGAGAUCGAGACAACAAAGAAAGGAAAAUUUUCCGUGGAAAUGAUCCGCUAUGAGUAAAGAGCAAACCAGGAAAAGUUGUUUGAAGAUCAACAUCAAGCCGUUGUCACCAUUUGCGACCACACAAAUUACUCUAAAUUUAAUUAAUUAUGUUUUAAUAAUU